AUGGAAUUCGAUUCACACUCGACGGCGUGCCCAGCCAAACCAGCCGGAGCCGGCGAGAAAGGUGCCGCACUCAUAGGAUCUCUCACGUUCCAACAUCUCAUUUCGAUCAUCAGCUGGGCUUGCUUUGCUGUCUCUGCCAUACUGUGGCUCGUCCUGAUCGUCCCUCACCUGCGCCAGUACAAGGCUCCCAACGAGCAGCGUCAGAUUUUCAGAAUCGUCUCAACACCGUUGAUUUUCACGAUCGUUGCUGUCAUCUCUACCCACACUUACGAUGUUGCUGAAUACCUCGAACCGUUGUCCAACCUCUAUGAAGGGUUUGCGCUAGCGUCACUCUUCUUGCUAUAUGUUCAGUACGUCACUCCAGACGCCACGACAAGAGAUGCCUUCUUUCAGAGCUUGGAGAAGAAAAGCAAGAAAGGAAGUAUCACGCCAGGCGGGAGUCUUCGCUGGUUCUGGAACACCUGGAGGACAGUAUUCUUCUACGUUGUCAUCUACACAGCUCUCGUUAUCAUCCAAGAAAUUACAAAGGCGACGGGUGCUUACUGCAGCACUUCUUCCAAACCGAGAUUUGCAAACAUCUGGAUCCAAGCCCUCGAACUCGGCACCACCAUCUGGACUAUUCUCGCAGUGGUCAGGUUCCAGCGCCGACUUCGAGAGUUCAUGACUGGUAAGAGGGCUGUUGUGAAACUGGUGAUGUUCAAGCUAUUUGUAGUUGUCACCACCCUUCAGCGGUUCAUCUUCAGUAUCCUCCGGUCCAAAGUCACCGGCAGUUCCAAAGUGACCUACGACGACAUCACUAUUGGACUACCGGCGUUGCUGAUCUGCGUUGAAGCAUUGAUGUUCAUGGUUGGAAAUUACCUCAUUUUCAACGUGAGGGAAUAUCGAACCGGCCAAGAGAAGGACGGCCCAACGUACGUUGUUGGGAAGUCCUUGCCUGAUGCUUUGAAUCCCGUGGACUUGCUUCGAGCUAUUGCGCUGGCGUUUGGGUCCCUCAGGACACGGAAACCUGUUCAAGGCGACAUAAAGCAUCCUUUUGAAUACGGCUGUGUGAUUCUUUGA
This is a messenger RNA of Cladophialophora yegresii CBS 114405, 1059 nucleotides long. RefSeq lists its product as uncharacterized. Lineage: Eukaryota; Fungi; Ascomycota; Eurotiomycetes; Chaetothyriales; Herpotrichiellaceae. Gene Ontology annotation, biological process: transport. The transcript has 4 exons. The record is from RefSeq and is a predicted model, not a curated record. Bases 1 to 1059 code for a protein of 352 amino acids. Gene Ontology annotation, molecular function: transporter activity.